CCACCGAGCUCGCCCUUUGAUUCAAGUCCAUUGAAUAUAGCAAACCUGUAUCCUUAUUACUCUUGCCAUUGUUUCUCCUCGUUGCCUCUUAUCGCUGGUGUCGAUGGCUGGCUACUUUUCCAACCACUCGCAGUCCCGCUUCCUCGCCAACUCCAACGCAAAUUCGACCACCACUACCCAACAGCCGGUGGCACCAAAUCCGCCAUCGACGGCAACGCGUCCGCGAGCGCCGUCGUCCAAACACUUCUCUACCUCUGUCCCAUCCACUUCUGGCGACGAGAAAUCCCUGAGCAGAGAUCGGACGGCAACAAAUGGGAGUCCGAAGGGUGGCCUUGUAGUACACCCGCUCCGACAUACCUGGGUGUUCUGGUUCCGCCAGCAGCGUGGCCCUGGCACGAGAACUAUAAAUUAUGAAGAAGGCAUCAAGAAGGUUUCUGCGUUUGGCUCGGUUGAGUCCUUCUGGUCACUUUGGACGCAUCUCAACCCACCCUCCAGCCUCCUUCCCACCACCGACUACCUCCUCUUCCACUCGGGCAUCCGUCGGCCUGUAUGGGAGGACCCGCUCAACAUCGGAGGCGGCAAGUGGAUAAUUCGCCUGCGGAAGGGCGUUGCCGACCGUAUAUGGGAAGACCUCAUUCUUGCCAUUGUCGGCGACCAGUUCUCUGAUUGUGCAGCAUCGGGGGAUGCGUCUCCUACUGAUGGCACACAGGGAGGAGUGAAGGAGAAGGAAAAGACGGAAGAAAAUGGUGCUGCUGCGAAUGCGGACACCCCUCCCGGAGACUGGCCUGAGAUCUGCGGGUGUACUAUUAGUGUGAGACAGAACGAGGAUAUCAUUUCUGUAUGGAACAAGUCGGACGCGGAUGCGCGAGUGAAGGAGAAAGUAAAAGAGACCAUAAAACGGGCUCUCAACCUUCCUGCGAGCAUCGUUAUGGAAUAUAAAUCCAAUAACGAUUCUAUGCAGGACAAGUCGAGUUUCCGGGUGCCUGCAAGCGUCGACCGUACGCCAUUAUCAUGACAGAAAAUGACGGAGCACGUCGAUUCUCCACUUGUAUAACGUGUGUACGACGAUACUGCUAUCGUGCCUUGUACGAAUCGUCUCCCGCUGCAAAAAGAGUUGGCAUGAAAGUUCAU
Molecule: messenger RNA, 1131 nt
Organism: Laetiporus sulphureus 93-53
Lineage: Eukaryota; Fungi; Basidiomycota; Agaricomycetes; Polyporales; Laetiporaceae
Product: eukaryotic translation initiation factor 4E class II
Exons: 5
Coding region: 104-1015 (303 amino acids)
Biological process (GO): translational initiation
Cellular component (GO): eukaryotic translation initiation factor 4F complex
Molecular function (GO): RNA 7-methylguanosine cap binding; translation initiation factor activity
Source: RefSeq, a predicted model, not a curated record